Rasamsonia emersonii CBS 393.64 is the source of this 1722-nucleotide messenger RNA. RefSeq names its product UPF0016 domain protein. The record is from RefSeq and is a predicted model, not a curated record. Gene Ontology annotation, cellular component: Golgi apparatus; fungal-type vacuole membrane. Gene Ontology annotation, biological process: calcium ion transmembrane transport; Golgi calcium ion homeostasis; manganese ion transmembrane transport. Gene Ontology annotation, molecular function: manganese ion transmembrane transporter activity; calcium ion transmembrane transporter activity. The coding region runs from base 1 to 1722 and encodes 573 amino acids. Lineage: Eukaryota; Fungi; Ascomycota; Eurotiomycetes; Eurotiales; Trichocomaceae. The transcript is spliced from 4 exons.
AUGAAGAUCCGUCGUCUUUCUCCAGCACUUGCGCUUUUGCUCCUGACAGCCGUGUCGACGACUCUGGCUGAGUCCUCCAGUGACAGCACACCGACCUUAACCCAACGGGAUGCAAGCGUCGCCGAUGCUGUACGGCCGGAAUCCAAUCUUCUUGCCUCUCCAAAAGCCGCUCCCAAAGGGACGCUGGACGCCCCUGUAGACGGCAAGGAUGGCAAACCCCACGCUGGUCCGUGGGUAGAAACCAGCGCCGAAAGAGACCGCAAGAAGGAGAAGGCGGACGGCAAGGCAGUUGCCGACAAGUUGGAUACUCACGAUCUGAGUGUCGAACACAUUGGACCGGAUGGAAAACCCAUGCCGCAUUCGAAUGACGGGGUCAUGGACGAUCCGCACCGAGUAGGACCGAAGGAAGGCACUCGCGGAACCGAGGGAGGCGUGUCGGAGAAGAGCAAGGAGAGCAAGUUCGCUACAGAGAAGGUGCCCGAGACGCCCAAAGAGGUGCCUCCAUUGCCGCACAGUGAACAGGAGAAGAUCCCCAAUCUCGACGACAAGGACUUGCCAGAGACGAAGGCUCUAGAGGACGGGGAGAAAGUGCUCGAGAAACCAGCCGAUCUACCGGAGAAGCCUCACGACAUCCCGCCCCCGAAAUCACCAGCUCCCGUGAGUAGCGAUCCACUCAAACUGAAGUCUCCCUCCACCGGUGGAUCGUCGAGCGGUUCCUCCAGCGGCUCCUCGAGCAGCUCCAAAACAGGAGCUGUUUCCGAAGGAAAAGUCAUCAGCCCGAUUCACUCCCUCUUCCUCUCCCUGACCAUGAUCGUCUUCUCCGAGAUCGGUGAUAAAACGUUCCUCGUGGCGGCUCUGAUGGCGAUGCGCCAUCCCCGCCUCGUCGUUUUUUCGUCUGCAUUUUCGGCCCUGGUGGCGAUGACCGUGCUCUCCGCUGUUCUCGGGCAUGCCGUUCCGACGCUCAUUCCCAAGUCCUUUACGAAGCUCCUCGCUGCGGGAUUGUUCUUUGUUUUCGGUGCCAAGAUGUUCCGAGAAGGUCGCGCCAUGUCGCCUGAUGAAGGCGUUAGUGAGGAGAUGAAGGAGGUCGAAAUGGAGCUGGAAGAGAAGGAGCACCAACAGAGGCGGAUGAGCCGGCGUCGGUCGUCGAUCAGUCCGUACGCGUUGGAGGCAGGCCGCGCAGGCCGCAAGGGGCGUUCAACCAACCGUCUACCUUCGCCGCCGGAGAGCAUCUCCUCCUCGUCAUCUCGUGAAGUUUCACCCGUCCGCAGCUCGACGUGGCAGAAUAUCCUCGUGGGAGUCAACAAUCUGUGCUCUCUGCUGUUGAGCCCUGCGUGGGUGCAGACGUUUGUCAUGACGUUUCUGGGCGAAUGGGGCGACCGGAGCCAGAUCGCGACGAUCGCCAUGGCCGCCGGACAGGAUUACUGGUGGGUCACCGUCGGAGCAAUCACGGGGCAUGGCCUGUGUACGGCCGCAGCAGUUAUUGGGGGGAGGGCGAUUGCGGGGAGAGUUAGUCUUCGAGCUGAUAUCCCCGCCGCUGCGGACGCGAGUGGCGCUUUUUUCGCUUUUCACUUUUUUUCACUUUUCACCUUUGAUACCAGAGAGAGGAUGGGAUUGGCUUUUUUCCACUCUGUGAGAGAUGUACUGUACUGUACUGUACAAGAGGGAGAUGAUGACUUGGUAGCGGGAAUGACUGGCGUUUAUCGUGCUAGAAAGAGAAAAUGA